Vigna angularis (adzuki bean) is the source of this 447-nucleotide messenger RNA. Its product is annotated as protein DOWNSTREAM OF FLC. The record is from RefSeq and is a predicted model, not a curated record. Lineage: Eukaryota; Viridiplantae; Streptophyta; Magnoliopsida; Fabales; Fabaceae. The transcript has 2 exons. The coding region runs from base 1 to 447 and encodes 148 amino acids.
AUGACGCCUGUCCUGAAAAUCCUAUUCAGAAAAAGUUCAAGUCUUGGCAGUAUAAGAAACUCACAAGUUCAAGUCUUGGCAAUAUUCGAAACCAAUGUCACCUUUUACAUUGAAGGUGCAAGGGUUGGAAUUCAGUGCAAAGAAAGGAAGACCUUGAAGGAAGUUUUCUACACGGAGGGUGUGACGGAUUCGAUGGGAACAUACCACAUUGAUGUUGAAAAUGACGAUGGCAACCAUAUUUGCCAAUGCAUGCUUGUUAAAAGCCCUAUUCAAUGGUGUAGUACCCCAGAUUCUGGGCGUGACAGAUCCAGCAUAGUACUAACCCACCACAAAAAUGGCAUAGUCAACCAUCUUCACUAUGCUAAUUGCAUGGGUUACCUCAGUGACCAGUCCUUGCCUCAAUGCCACAAACUGCUUAAAUACUAUUUGGCAGACUCCGAUUUUUGA